AUGAAAUUAACAUCAGCUAUUCUACAUGAUUUUUCUGUUGGUGGGCAUAUGGCUUCAUUAGCAUUUACAAAAUGGCCUGAUCCACCUUCUCGACAAUUCUAUGAAAAUAAAGUCUCUCAAACAUUUUAUGAUUAUUUACGGGAACGAAAUCGAUCAAUAGAUUCAAAUAAAAUUGUUCCCGAUCUUAUUAAAGAUAUGAUUCGUCUUCUUAUGGAUGAAUUUAUAUCUUUAUGUUUUCAUCAUGCUGCUGCUGAAAUGUUACAACGGUAAGAACCAAAUGUAAAACUAAAAAAACAUCUAAUCGUAUCACCAAUUUCUAUUACUACACCUAAUAAUUCGUGAAGAUAUAUAUUUUUUUCAUAUAGAUAUUUUCUCGAAAAGUAUCAAAUAUUUCCUAGUUUUGGUGGUACGAUUUCAAUAAUAACUCAGAGAAAAGAAAACUUUUGAUCGAAUAUAAACUACAUAGAUAAUAUAUUAAUCGUUUUGUUUUUUAAAUAUAAUUAAUGAAGUAUCUUUCAGGUUAAUUUGACAACUUUCAUUUUUUGACCCGCAUACAACAACUUCCGUUCUUCCAACGAUAUCUGAAAAAAAUGAGAAAAAACAAAAAUUAUUAAAUUAACUUGAAAAAUACUUCAUUUGACUCAGUUUUUUGUUCUGAUUACGAAUCUGUAUUUAGUUUGUGACUAAAAUUCUGAUUUGAAUUCAAAAAAUUGUUGAAUACCAUCUGAAAUGGCUAUGA
Molecule: messenger RNA, 739 nt
Organism: Rotaria sordida
Lineage: Eukaryota; Metazoa; Rotifera; Eurotatoria; Philodinida; Philodinidae
Source: the annotation of a GenBank genome assembly